AUGAAGAUCCAAUGUGAUGUGUGUGAAAAAGUUGAGGCCACUGUGUUCUGUCCUGCAGAUGAAGCAGCUCUUUGCCAUAGCUGCGAUCGUAUCAUUCACCACGCCAACAAGCUCGCAACCAAACACGCUCGCUUCUCUCUCCAUUACCCCACCUCCAAAGACUUCCCUCUUUGUGAUAUAUGUCAAGAGAGACGUGCAUAUCUAUUUUGCCAAGAAGAUAGAGCGUUACUAUGCAGAGAAUGUGACCUUCCUAUACACAGAGCCAACGAACAUACCCAAAAGCAUAACAGGUUUCUUCUAACGGGUGUGAAGCUCUCUGGCACUUCUUUGGACCCUGCUUCUUCAUCCAACAAUUGCCCUGAAGCGAGAAACCCUUCAUCUAAGAUGAACAGACCCAGAUCAGUUUCCAAUGAAAAUGCGAGUUCUUCUUGCAAGGUUGAAGACAACGUGGCUAGUGACACGGGUUCGGUUUCUACUAGCAGCAUUUCUGAAUACUUGAUUGAAACAAUACCUGGUUACUGUUUCGAAGACCUCCUUGAUGCUUCAUUUGCUCCUAAUGGUUUCUGUAAGAAUUAUUAUGAUAAUCGUUCGGCGUUUCAGGACCAAGAUCUUGAAGUUAGCACGUGUUUAUUUCCGUUGGCAACGUGGGUACCCCAGGCUCAAGUUCAGUCACCUCAACUUAGCACUCCGAGUAUUACCCAGAUUGGAGUUAGGGAGAUUCCAAGAGCCAACACUGUCAAAUGGAGACAUUAUGGCUGUACAGUUCCUGAAACUAGUCAACAAUUGAUCAAAAGAUCUAGAAUUUCUCGAUAA
Molecule: messenger RNA, 813 nt
Organism: Abrus precatorius (Indian licorice)
Lineage: Eukaryota; Viridiplantae; Streptophyta; Magnoliopsida; Fabales; Fabaceae
Product: B-box zinc finger protein 20
Exons: 3
Coding region: 1-813 (270 amino acids)
Biological process (GO): regulation of DNA-templated transcription; photomorphogenesis
Cellular component (GO): nucleus
Molecular function (GO): zinc ion binding
Source: RefSeq, a predicted model, not a curated record